AUGAAUAAAAUAGGUUUGAUUGCUUUCUUGUUGUUCUUCAUUUAUGUGAUCGAUAGUCUUGAUGCAAUUCGAUGUUACAGUUGUCUUCAAGGCUGUCCUGAUCCAUUCAAUAAAGCGAAUCGGCAUGUUAAUCGAACGAAUUCAGCCAGUGGAUGGUGUAUGAAGUUGAAAACUUCGAGAGAUCACAAGUUGAUGGUUAUUCGCACUUCAGCACUAGCUGAUAUUUGUAAAAAAGACAAAUGUAAAUCAUCCUUUCAUGCCGGUACAAAAGCAAUCGGAUGUUGUUGUAACACAGAUCUAUGCAACCAUUCACCGGUAAUCAUUUCGUCACUGAAUAUCUGGCUGAUUAGCAUUGCAACGAAGUUUGCUCUUCCUUAG
Messenger RNA from Adineta ricciae, 378 nucleotides. NCBI's taxonomy places the organism in Eukaryota, Metazoa, Rotifera, Eurotatoria, Adinetida, Adinetidae. The record is from the annotation of a GenBank genome assembly.